This is a messenger RNA of Populus nigra (black poplar), 321 nucleotides long. RefSeq lists its product as uncharacterized. The transcript is spliced from 2 exons. Gene Ontology annotation, cellular component: photosystem II oxygen evolving complex; chloroplast; extrinsic component of membrane. The record is from RefSeq and is a predicted model, not a curated record. The coding region runs from base 1 to 321 and encodes 106 amino acids. Gene Ontology annotation, biological process: photosynthetic electron transport chain; photosynthesis. NCBI's taxonomy places the organism in Eukaryota, Viridiplantae, Streptophyta, Magnoliopsida, Malpighiales, Salicaceae. Gene Ontology annotation, molecular function: calcium ion binding.
AUGGCAUCAGUUGUAUUGGUAAAGGAAGCAAUAUUCAGUCAAGAUAGUGCAAAUGGACUAGAGUUCAGGUCUGCAACUCCUGAUGAAAGAUCAGAUGGAAGAAGCAGAAAGUGGAACCAGAGGGCAUUGUUACAGAUAAAAGAUUUUUUAGCGUCAGAAUCUUGGAAAGAAGCACGGCAAGUGCUUAGAAGGUGCUCUUCAAACUUGAAACUGGAUCUUUAUGCUCUAGAAUAUGCAGCAAGGGAAAAGAAUGUUUCAUUUGUGUGGCAAUGCUACGAAGGUAUUGUCACUGCCUAUGAUGAUAUGUUGUCCAGAAUAUGA